Messenger RNA from Acomys russatus (golden spiny mouse), 1356 nucleotides. RefSeq names its product mitochondrial E3 ubiquitin protein ligase 1 (gene Mul1). The record is from RefSeq and is a predicted model, not a curated record. Bases 98 to 1156 code for a protein of 352 amino acids. The transcript has 4 exons. Gene Ontology annotation, cellular component: mitochondrion. Gene Ontology annotation, molecular function: ubiquitin-protein transferase activity. Lineage: Eukaryota; Metazoa; Chordata; Mammalia; Rodentia; Muridae. Gene Ontology annotation, biological process: organelle organization; protein ubiquitination.
UCAUCAACGGGCGCCGGACUUACGGUUUGCGGGAAGGACUGCUGGGCGGCGUAGAAGUUCGGUGGCUUCGAGACAACUGGGGUGUCUCGGCGUCACCAUGGAGAAUGGAUCCAGGCCAUCGCUAGGCCAGGUCAUCCUGCUGGGCACCAGCUCGUUGGUCACCGCUGUGCUGUACUCCAUAUAUCGGCAGAAGGCCCAGGUCGCCCAGGAGCUCAAGGGAGCUAAGAAGAUCCAUUUGGGUGAAGAUUUAAAGGACAUUCUUUCAGAAGCACCGGGAAAGUGUGUGCCUUAUGCUGUCAUCGAAGGAGCUGUGCGGUCCGUUAAAGAAACUCUCAACAGCCAGUUUGUGGAAAACUGCAAGGGGGUGAUCCAACGGCUGACGCUCCAGGAGCACAAGAUGGUGUGGAAUCGAACAACCCACCUCUGGAAUGACUAUUCUAAGAUCAUUCACCAGAGGACUAACACUGUGCCCUUUGACCUCGUGCCCCACGAGGACGGUGUGGCUGUGGCCGUGCGCGUGCUGAAGCCGCUGGACUCUGUGGAUCUGGGCCUAGAGACCGUGUAUGAGAAGUUUCACCCAUCAGUACAGUCAUUCACUGAUGCCAUCGGCCACUACAUCAGUGGUGAGAGGCCCAAAGGCGUCCAGGAGACAGAGGAGAUGCUGAAGGUCGGGGCCACCCUCACAGGGGUUGGCGAGCUGGUCCUAGACAACAACUCUGUCCGCCUGCAGCCCCCCAAGCAAGGCAUGCAGUACUAUUUGAGCAGCCAGGACUUUGACAGUCUGCUCCACAGGCAGGAGUCCAGUGUCCGGCUCUGGAAGGUUCUGGUCCUGGUGUUUGGCUUUACCACCUGUGCCGCCCUCUUCUUCAUCCUGCGGAGGCAGUACCUGCAGCGGCAGGAGCGCCUGCGCCAGGAGCAGCUCCAGGAGGAGUUCCGCGACCAUGAGGCCCAGCUGUUGAGCCAGGCCUCGCCUGAGGACAGGGACAGUCUGAAGAGCGCCUGUGUGGUGUGUCUGAGCAGCUUCAAGUCCUGCGUCUUCCUUGAGUGUGGGCAUGUCUGCUCCUGCCGCCAGUGUUACCUCUCCUUGCCAGAGCCCAAGAGGUGCCCCAUCUGUCGGCGGGAGAUUGCCAGGGUGAUUCCCCUGUAUAACAGCUAGGAGUCUGGCAGUCACACUGUGAGUGUCCCUCCCCCUGUCAGGGUAGCUGCAUCUUCAGGUAGGAUGGAGGGGACACUGGCGAGCCUCCCCUCUCCAACAGCUGGGUGUUGCUUUUCAAACCUGGACGGGUCCCUUUCCACUUCCAAGCGGCUGGUGGGGGCUGUGGUGAGGGCCCCUUCUCAGGAGCUAGAUUCAUGUGU